UCGGCGGCUGCUGCACUUUGAAGUCCGCCAGUUGAGAUCAGUGAGCUGCUGAAGUCCGGUGCGAAGGCACGCAGUGGGACGUUUCCUGAACACUCGGACUCUCUGUACAGUGGGUCUUUGGCCUUUUACGCCUCGCCAGAAACGACAUCGUGUGCUUGUUUGUGGACGUUUUGUGGGGUUUGAAAUCGGAAUAUAAGAGCCGCGUUUGGGACAAGGAUGCUCCAAAUUAAGUAGCGCACCGGGGCUGAAAGGCUUCUUCGUCCUUCGGGACAUUUAAGGACGCCCAUCUGUGUUUUGUAUCCGCUGGAUUAUAUUUACAAAACCCAUUUUUAUUUUAUUAUUUUUUCUAAUUUAUUUUUCUUUUUAUUAUUAUUGUUAUUUAAUUUUAUUUUACAAAAGUAACGCACGUCCGUAGCCACCCCCCUGCGCCCACUCUCCAAUGAAAUAUCUCCCUUCAGGAUCAGCUGCUGAUCGAGUUAGUCCGCGGAUCGAGCUCAGUGAGACCACCAAUUCUAAAAAGUGCCGUCCCGGUGCCGUGGUCUCUUUGUUGACCCCUCUGGACCCACUUCGACAGGCAAAGCGGCUUCCUAUCCGAGUUAUCAAGAUGUUGACGGCGCACACCGGACACUUGCUACACCCGGAAUAUUUACAGCCUCUAACGUCCGCACCAGUGAACAUCGAGCUGGAUGCAAAGAAGAGUCCCCUUGCCCUGCUUGCUCAGACCUGUUCUCAGAUUGGAAAACCAGACCCUCCUUCCUCCUCCAAGCUCAACUCCUCUUGCAGCCAGGGGGACAAGGAGCCCAGCAGUCGGUCAUCAGCCUCCAGCCUGAAACUCAGUGAGCACCGCCCUGCCCUGGAGGACAAAUCCAGCUUCAAGCCCUACAACAAAGGCAGCGGAGACUGUCGCAGAGAGGGAGUCACCAGCAGCACCUCCAGCAGCGACAAAGUUGGGUUCAGGGUACCCAACAGCAAUACUGCUACCAUUAAUGGAAAUUCGAGCAAUAGCCAGCAGUCCUAUCCACCCCACACUGUGUCACCCAACUCCAGAGCUAGGAGCAGCACCCCACCGGGACACACUCAGCAGCUUCCCAAACAGAGCCACUCUCCAGGUGGACAGCACACCUCUCACUGCCAGAGUCCCACUGGUGAACCUGCUCGCGAGCAGAGCAGUCCUACCAGCACAAGCAGCAAUAAUGUUAAUAAUAAUAAUAAUAAUCCCAAAAAAGAUGCUGAUGUAAAUAAGGCCAACUCGGACAGUCCACACCAUGCAAAUUCCAGUCACGUUCGAGCCAGCACAAACUGCAGUAAUGGCAGCUCUGAUGGAGGCUCCAACCAUGACAUUGGUAAAGCAGAGUCCACCCAGCCUAACCUUGGCCCUGGGCAUAUUACACCCAUUUCUCCUUACAAGACCAACCAGCCGCUCUUCCCCCUGCCUUCCUCUAAUAUGGGCUACCACGGAUCUGUGGUGGGGGGCUAUGCAGGCUACCCUUCCCAGUUUGUUCCUGGGCUGGACCCAACCAAGUCAAGCCUCAGCGUGGGAAGCAUGGGAGUACCAGGAAAGCACCCGAGCUCCAGCCCUCUUACGGGCGCCUCCCCUCCGUCCUUCAUGCAGGGUUUAUGCAGGGACCCUUAUUGUCUAAGCUACCCAAGUGUAUCCCAUCUUGGAAGCAACUGCAACUCCUGCAUCCACGACCCUUCCUCCACCCUCAAAUCAAGCUUCCCACUGGUGUAUCCCUCCCACCCACUCCACUCUCUCCACCAAAGCGCCUUGUCAUCCAGUGCAUCCUCCUCCCUCUCUCAUCCCCUCUACACCUAUGGCUUCAUGCUCCCCAAUGACCCCCUGCCACAUGCCUGUAACUGGGUCUCGGCCGGAGGACCGUGUGACAAGCGCUUCGCCACAUCAGACGAACUGUUGGCUCACCUCCGCACGCACACGGCUCUGCCAGUGGGGAUGGACAGUAAGCUGCUCUCUGUGUCCUCCUCUGGGCCUGCCUCCUGCCACCUUCACCUCCCACACCAGAGCAGUCCAGGCUCCGUGCCCAGCUCUCUUUCCCUCAGGGCUCCCCCCAGCCUGGGUUUGGCUCGCUAUCACCCCUACAGCAAGGUCCAUCUUCCCUCUGGACCCUCUUCCAUCUCCCUGCACUCUCUGCCUACCACAGGUCCAUACUACCCUCAUUACGCACUUUACAGUCAAAGACUUGGAUCUGCAUCGGCUCUUGGAUACCAGUGACGCACCAUCUACUUAAAUGUUUAUAGGAAUGGUUCGACGUGUUGGGAAAUAUGCUUAUUUGUUUUCUGGCUGACAGCCGCGUGAGAAGAUUGAUACAUUUAUUUUUCAAAUAUGAAACCAGUUAGCUUAGCUUAGCUUAGCAUAGGGAAAGUAAAAACUGAAACAGCUAGCAGAGAUUUUACUUGUCAAGGUUAACACAUGCCCCCUGUAAAGUUCUCUCCAUUCUUAGCCUGUAUGCUAAGCUAAGUGGCCGCUGGCUGUCGCUUUAUAUUUAGCUGUGGUGUUGAGCCAGAAAGUUAAUAAGCACACUUCUCAAAAAUGUCUGAUCGUUACUUUAAGUUUAAUCACUGCAGCUUGCUGCUUCCUCUGACUUUGCAGCAGGUUCAAGUGGAACUAGGAGGGAAUUAAAACUCCUGGAUUUUGACUUGAGAGCGUCUCCAUUUUUUUUGUUUUGUUUUGUUUUUGUUUAUACCUUAUAUACAAGAUUUGUGGUUUCUAACCAGGCCCCCUUCCUAAAAUUCAGUGGACACGCAGCUCUUGCAUGUCUGCACAUUGCCUGGAUGCUUCUGCAGCAGACAUGACUGCUCUGAGCUGACUCCUGCUGCCCCAUGGGCUUGCCUAAUUGAUGGUUGGACGCUAUGCGUAAAGGCUCUUGGAUUUUCAAGGUUUUCACUGCGAAUGAUGAGGAUUUUGAAGCAGCAGUGAGCUGCAGCCUUGGAUCGGUGUUAGUGUGACUGCAGUGGCUUUCUCCCUGCAGGAGAUGCAUGUAAGCCCCGCGCAACAUACACACUUGGUUUGCAUUCAUUUGUUUUGGUUCCUUACUUUUUUCCUUUAUUCCUACUGAGAAGUUGUGUUUAUUUUAUACAGGGGGAGCUGACUCUAAUGUUUACCAUAUAAAUCUCUCCUCAUUUUACAGUCCAGACUUGACAGGUGUUGAAUACGUCAUGUCUUAAAACUUCUUCAAGAAUGAAUGUUGCAAUCACAUCUCUCCCUCUUUCUGAGCUCCUCGCUUCUUUGAUUGUUUUUAUUUUCACACAGCAAAUCAACUGAGAUGUGAUAUUUUUUGUAAACACGGAGCACCCUGUGGUGGGAGCCAGUGAAAAAGGGGGAGGUCAUAUUUUAGUAAAUAAAUCACA
Messenger RNA from Archocentrus centrarchus (flier cichlid), 3366 nucleotides. RefSeq names its product zinc finger protein 703-like. Lineage: Eukaryota; Metazoa; Chordata; Actinopteri; Cichliformes; Cichlidae. The coding region runs from base 440 to 2230 and encodes 596 amino acids. Gene Ontology annotation, biological process: negative regulation of DNA-templated transcription. Gene Ontology annotation, cellular component: nucleus. The record is from RefSeq and is a predicted model, not a curated record. The transcript has 2 exons.